Molecule: messenger RNA, 1911 nt
Organism: Juglans regia (Persian walnut)
Lineage: Eukaryota; Viridiplantae; Streptophyta; Magnoliopsida; Fagales; Juglandaceae
Exons: 10
Coding region: 73-1911 (612 amino acids)
Molecular function (GO): protein binding
Source: RefSeq, a predicted model, not a curated record
CAGUCAUCAGACUUACGAUCCGAGAGUUAAUUUCGGAGAAAACCCUCCCGUCCAACGUCGGAUAUCAUCAACAUGACAACAAAUCACAUCGAAACAUACGGUACUACAUCAUCAGCCGCCUUUAGUACUCCGGUUGCUCCUCAAGAAAUACUGCUUCAUGACAAAUAUAAUUAUGAGGAAUGGAAGGUUCGAGUGAAAACGUACUUGCUGUCUCAAGAUCUUUGGCAGGACGUUCAACAAACCGACGAACCCUUUCCGGGAAGAGGACGGGAGAAUUUCUUGGCUUUACAUGUGAUCCAGAUUUCAUGCGGCCCACAGCCAUUUAAUGAGAUUAAGAACAUUAUGAAUGCCAGAGAAGCUUGGAAGACUUUGGCAGAUAGGUAUGGACGGCGGGAUGUGGCUAGCAAGCAAGAUACAUCGGAGGAGAAUUCCAUGAGUCCCGGAUGUCGAUCAAAUGAAGAGUACUUAUGUAGCUAUGAGAAAUUGUACAAUGCUGUGCGAGACGGUAAUCUGGAUGAGACAAAUAGAAUUCUUUGUAUAGAGCCUCUACCCCACAAUGCAUUGAAUAGGACAAUCCCAAAUAAAGGCGAAACGGUUCUUCACACUGCUGUUACAAAUGGACAUGAGCAUAUAGUGGAGGCGUUGGUGAUGCAAAUGUCGAAUGAGGGCUUGGCCAUGUAUGAUAGUGACGGUUACACAGCUCUAACCACAGCAGCCGUGCUUGGGAAAUGGCGAAUGGUGGAGUGCAUGCUUCGAAAGUACCCUUACUGGAUCAGCAUUAGACAUGCCGAAGGGGAAAAUCUUCCAGUUGUUAUGGCUAUUGAUUUCGGGCAAAUAGAGAUGGCGCGCCAUUUGUAUUAUCUUACUCCAGAUAAAGAUUUAAUUCCACAGGAUAAUGAUCAGGAGAUUCAGGACCGCAAUGGUGCUACGCUUUUUACCCGUGCCAUCUAUACCGGAACUUUGGAUAUUGCUUUGGGAUUAAUCCUAACCUGCCCACGUUUGGCACUGGCUCUGGACGAGUAUGGCGAGUCUCCCAUCUUAGCAUUGGCCUCUAUGCGUCAUUCCUUCCCAAGUGGAAAUCAGCUCGGGUUUUGGAAACAACGCAUCUACUCCUGUAUGCGCGACGUUCCAAUAUUGGCUCUUCCAACCGGUGACAUUCAUUUCAUGAACGUUUCAAACGGAGAGCAACGCCAAAGCAAUCAAGACGAUCAAAGUAACAGAUCAGUACUGUCAGCAAUGUUUCGCUAUUUAGUUUCAGGAAUCCAGCAGUUGUUGGAAAUGAAAAAGAUCCAUGUCCAAUCCGAUGCACUUCUUUCUCAAAUGUGUAAAGUGAUAUCAGAAUCAAGAACUCAACAACUUAUGGAUGGUCUAGUUUAUACUGCCAUUAGCCGUGCAGCCAAGAAUGGGAUUUUCGAGUUUGUUUCUAAGAUGCUUGAAAUGGAUCAGCGAUUUUUAUGGACCACAGAUAGAAAUCAAAGGAACAUAUUUAUGCUUGCCGUCUUGCAUCGUCAAGAAAAAAUCUUUAACAUUCUAUACGGGCUGGAUAGGAAGAUCAUGAACUACUCAUUGACAUCUAAAGAGGUAGAGGGAAUUGUCCAUCCCAAGGCUAAGGAAAGUACCAACAAUGAUGGUUUAACUCCCCGACAAUUGUUUACAAAGAACCACAAGAACUUGAUGGAAAAGGGAGAGAAAUGGAUGAAGGGUACAGCAACGUCAUGCACUGUGGUGGGUGCUCUGAUUGCUACCAUUAUGUUCGCUGCAGCCUUUACUGUUCCGGGUGGCAACGAUCAAACUACAGUCACCCCUUUCAUAUUGAUGCAGUUCCCCCUUCUUAAAAAUAUGGUCUUUUCAACCUAUGGACCAGGCAUCUUCGACAGGAAAAAGAAAAGGUUUAUCAUGUACAUAUUGUGA